AUGAGUGAAUUGUGCCCAGUCUACGCUCCAUUUUUUGGUGCCAUUGGAUGUGCUGCUGCCAUCAUUUUCACAUCAUUCGGUGCAGCCUAUGGUACUGCUAAGUCUGGUAUUGGUAUCUGCGUUACAUGUGUCUUGAGACCAGAUUUGUUGUUUAAGAACAUUGUUCCUGUUAUUAUGGCAGGUAUUAUUGCCAUUUAUGGGUUGAUCGUUUCUGUGCUGAUUGUUUACUCACUUGGUCAAAAGCAAGCUCUUUUCACAGGGUUUAUUCAACUAGGUGCAGGUUUAUCCGUCGGUCUGAGUGGGUUAGCGGCAGGUUUUGCCAUUGGUAUCGUUGGUGAUGCUGGUGUUAGGGGUAACUCUCAACAACCAAGAUUAUUCGUCGGUAUGCUUUUGAUCUUGAUUUUUGCAGAAGUUUUGGGUCUUUACGGUUUGAUCGUUGCGCUAUUGCUAAACGCUAGAGCCACUCAAGACGUUGUCUGUUAA
Messenger RNA from Zygosaccharomyces rouxii, 483 nucleotides. It is a transcript of the gene VMA3, whose product is annotated as H(+)-transporting V0 sector ATPase subunit c. NCBI's taxonomy places the organism in Eukaryota, Fungi, Ascomycota, Saccharomycetes, Saccharomycetales, Saccharomycetaceae. Gene Ontology annotation, biological process: proton transmembrane transport. The coding region runs from base 1 to 483 and encodes 160 amino acids. Gene Ontology annotation, molecular function: proton-transporting ATPase activity, rotational mechanism. Gene Ontology annotation, cellular component: proton-transporting V-type ATPase, V0 domain. The transcript has a single exon. The record is from RefSeq and is a predicted model, not a curated record.